Molecule: messenger RNA, 1294 nt
Organism: Aphidius gifuensis
Lineage: Eukaryota; Metazoa; Arthropoda; Insecta; Hymenoptera; Braconidae
Product: 60S ribosomal protein L9
Exons: 3
Coding region: 110-682 (190 amino acids)
Biological process (GO): cytoplasmic translation
Cellular component (GO): ribosome; cytosolic large ribosomal subunit
Molecular function (GO): structural constituent of ribosome; rRNA binding
Source: RefSeq, a predicted model, not a curated record
GAGCCAUCUACCAUAUCACGCAAUAUGGCCGCGCUCAUAUUUCCCUCUUGUCUCCUCGUCUCUUGUUCUUUUUUUAACCAGCUUCCUUCAGCUGAGUCAGAUCUUCAUCAUGAAGCAAAUUGUUUGUGAACAGACUGUCAAAGUCCCAGAGGGAUUGACUGUUACAGUCAAAUCUCGUUUGGUGACUGUUAAAGGACCCCGAGGUGUCCUCAAGAGAUCCUUCAAGCACUUGGCUCUUGACAUUAAAAUGGUUGGUCCAAGAACCUUGAAAGUCCAAAAAUGGUUUGGAACUAAAAAAGAGUUGGCUGCUGUAAGAACAGUUUGUUCUCACAUUGAAAAUAUGUUAAAGGGAGUCACCAAGGGAUUCCUUUACAAGAUGAGAGCAGUAUAUGCCCAUUUCCCAAUUAAUUGUGUUGCCACUGAAAACAACACAGUUAUUGAAAUUAGAAAUUUCCUUGGAGAGAAAUACAUUCGUCGUGUUAAAAUGUCACCAGGUGUUACUGUAUCAAACUCAACUCAACAAAAGGAAGAGUUAAUUAUUCAAGGUAACUCACUUGAAGAUGUCUCAAGAUCAGCAGCCCUCAUUCAACAGUCAACAACUGUUAAAAAUAAGGAUAUCAGAAAGUUUUUGGAUGGAUUAUAUGUAUCACAAAAAACAACUGUUGUCCAAGAUGAUGAUUAAUAAACAAACUUUCAAAAAAUAUACAUGUGUAAAAAAAUCUUUAUAAAGUUUAAAGAAAUUAUAAAAACAAAUAAUAGUAGUUUUUUUUUUUUUAAACUAUUUUUUACCUUGUUAAUUUUAAUUUUUUAAUAAUUUAUUGAUUUUUGAUUUCUUCGUUUUAUCAAUUGACUAGUAAUAUAUUUUAGACUUGACUAAAUAUUCAAAUAAUUUAUUGAAAAAUAAUUAAUCUGGUGGAUUAUAAUUGCUUAUAAAAAUUGACAAUCAACAAACUAGAGCAAUAAAUAAAAUGAAGAUAAAUAAAAUGAGCUUUAUAUAAUUUUUAUUUGCUUAUUUUAAUAUGAACACAAUGUUUUAAAUAACUACAAUAAUUCUUAAAUGAUCUAUUUCGUUGUCUUGGGCAGUUUUUUUUUUUUUUUUUUUUUUAAUAAAUUCGAUUUAUUUUUUUCACCAAAAAAACAUGAAAAAUUUACUGGUAAAUCCAUUUUUCAGCCCACGACGUCCAAUUCAUAAUUUCUUUAUCAGAAAACCAUAAUUUAAUUUCCAUCUUAGCAGCUUCAAGAUCAUGUGAUCCAUGAGUUAUAUUUUUUUCAAUUUGAUGAGCACAAAAAUCAC